This is a messenger RNA of Megalops cyprinoides (Indo-Pacific tarpon), 2388 nucleotides long. RefSeq names its product toll-like receptor 6. Gene Ontology annotation, biological process: toll-like receptor signaling pathway; immune response; inflammatory response. The coding region runs from base 1 to 2388 and encodes 795 amino acids. Gene Ontology annotation, cellular component: membrane. NCBI's taxonomy places the organism in Eukaryota, Metazoa, Chordata, Actinopteri, Elopiformes, Megalopidae. The transcript has a single exon. The record is from RefSeq and is a predicted model, not a curated record. Gene Ontology annotation, molecular function: transmembrane signaling receptor activity; protein binding.
AUGUGCAUGCCUCCCACAGACGCUCAAGUGGAUCUCUCCAACCACCAUCUCACCCAGGUGCCCUCCAACCUGCCCAUCGGCACCCAGUACCUCGACCUCUCUCACAACAACAUCUCAGAGUUACGCAGCGGAGACCUGGCCUCCCUUCCUGACCUGUGUGUCCUCAAGGCCACGCACAACGGCCUCCGUUUCAUCUCACCUUUGGCCUUCACAGGUAGCUCCAAGGUGCAAGUCCUUAACAUCUCCUUCAACGCCCUGACAACUAUCCCUGACCUGGCUUUGCCCGACCUCAGGGUUCUCGACGUGUCCGAGAACCUCUACAGGACUUACAGGCUGGGUAAAUCUUUUGAGAACCUAUGUGCCCUCAGGCUCUUGGGCCUUGGGAGUCCACAGGCGAGCACUGUGAAUGCAUCAGAUUUUGCCCCUCUCCGCACAACGCCCCUAAAGACUCUGUGGCUGGGUGCUGGAGUUGAGAUGGAAGGAUAUGAGAUGGGUUCUCUUUCUCAGCUUUCCAUGCUGCGAGAGCUGACGCUCAAAAUGACCUUCUGUCAAAACCCAGAGACUUUUCAUACCAUCCUCAUGGACCUCAACAUCACCAAAACCAGGAGUCUGAAGCUGAUUAAAUUUCUUCCCGAUCUCUGCAACGUCUCCAGCGACCUUUCUGAGGGGCUGAAAGACAUGAGAUAUCUAACCAACCUGACAUUCCAGGAUACCUGGUUCAACAGUUCUGUUUUGACUAAUGUGGUCUGCAACAUCAUCCAGUCUCCCAUUCAGGCCCUGGCUUUCCUCAACAUAACCUUUGCCCAAGACACGGCCGCAGGGGUUCAGAUAAACAGCAUUCCAGGAUUCAGCAGAACAGCAAGCAUCACUGCCAUAACCUUCAAUACCAUUCACCACUACCAGUAUAAUUUCCCUCUGAUCAGCAUUAACACAACCUUCUUCUCUCAUGUGACCUACCUGAAAUUCUCUGGCACUGGCAUGAGCAUUGUUCCCUGUGACAUCAUCUCGGUCCCGCCCUCCCUUCAAAUCCUGGACCUGUCGGACAACCUCCUGCGGGAUCUGGGGCUGUGGUGGCCCGCCUGCUCCUUCACCCACAAGUUCCCGGGUUUGCAGCACCUCUACCUGAGAAACAACAAGUUCGAAGAUCUCUAUUUCAUUGCCAACCACACCCACCAAAUGAAGACCCUGAGCAUGUUAGAUCUAAGUGCCAAUGCCAUCGUGCUGAAGGGACAGAGCUCCUGGCCCUCACACCUCACCAGUCUCUCUCUUAGUGAAAAUUCCCUGGGGGACACUGUCUUUGACCACCUCUCGCCACACUUCCGAAGCCUCAACCUCUCACAGACGGGGAUCACGGCAUUAACGCAGAGGGCUCUCUCCCGGCUAACUGGCCUGAGGCGCCUCUUCCUGAGCUCCAAUGGGAUCAAGAGGAUCCCCCCCAAUCUCUUCAUGCCAAGGCUGGAGGAGCUGCAUGUGGACGGGAACAGCAUCAACACUUUAGAUCCCCGCUCUUUCAAGGGACUGUUGGGACUGAGGAAACUGAAAGCGGGCAACAACCCGUUUGCCUGCAACUGUGAUUUGUACUGGUUUGUCACCAGCUUUGACAAAACUCUGCUCCCUGAUUGGCCGUCCGACUACACCUGCUUUUCCCCACCUGAACUGGCUGGAACGCCUCUAGAAAAGUACCGGCCAGGCAGGGUGCAGUGCAGCCCGGGGAUUCAGGCAGCUAUAUCCUCAAUGAUCUUGCUAACUGUUGCUGGGGUGUUAGGGUUUACGUUCUAUGCCUGUGAUGGGGCCUGGUACCUCCAGAUGCUGUGGGUGUGGCUGAGGGUGAAACGGAGGGGCCACCAGGGAGCCGAAAGGCUGGGUCACGCCAGCUUCAAGUACCAUGCUUUCAUCUCCUACAGUCAGAGGGACUGCCAUUGGGUGGAGGCCCAGCUGGUGCCCCAGCUGGAGGGGGCCAACUUCAGUCUGUGCAUCCACGAGCGGGACUUUGUCCCUGGGGACUGGAUCAUUGACAACAUCAUCAACUGCGUGGAGGGGAGCUACAAGACGCUGUUUGUGCUGUCCCAGAACUUUGUUCAGAGUGAGUGGUGCAACUACGAGCUCUUUUUUGCCCAGCACCGCGCCCUCAGCGUCCGGCAAGACUCCCUGGUCUUCGUUCUCCUUGAACCCAUCCCCGCUGACUCGCUCCCAAGGAAGUUCCUGAAGCUAAGGACCCUGCUCAGGCAGCAGACCUACCUGCAGUGGCCCAAGGAAGAACGCAAGAAGCAGGUCUUCUGGGCCAGCCUGAAGGCCAUGCUGCAGACAGCAGACGAAUCUGUGGUCCUGAGGCGUGUGGCCCUGGACGUGGCUGACCUGUGUCCCCUAAUCAGUGACACUGAUCAGUAG